Messenger RNA from Arabidopsis lyrata subsp. lyrata, 1331 nucleotides. RefSeq lists its product as uncharacterized. Gene Ontology annotation, molecular function: ubiquitin protein ligase activity. Gene Ontology annotation, biological process: protein ubiquitination. The record is from RefSeq and is a predicted model, not a curated record. NCBI's taxonomy places the organism in Eukaryota, Viridiplantae, Streptophyta, Magnoliopsida, Brassicales, Brassicaceae.
CUCUCUCUCUCUCUAACAUUAGCCGAACAAAGGGCAAAAUGGUCAUUUCCUAUACCCACUUCCGCGUCUUUUCUCGAUAAAGCUACUUCGGUAAUCGAAACCGAAACCACUAAAGAAGUUUAUCUCCAAACACAAAUUUACCAAAAUACCGUUUCCCUUGCACAAUUUUACGAAAAUGACAUUCUUUCUGAUCAUCGAAUUUGGGUGAAGAAAUAUCUUUUCUAUCUAAUUGCUAAAAGGAAAAGCAUCAAACUUUGUUUUCAUUUGCUUCUUCUAUCUUCUUCUUUCUCUUCUUCUUGCUUUGAUAUACUUUUUGAUUCCUCUGUUCGUUUCAUGAGAAUUAGAUUUUAAAUGGCAAAAGUUUCGUUCAAGGAUUCUCUGAAAGCUCUUGAAGCUGAUAUUCAACACGCUAACACUGUAGCUUUAGAUUAUCCUCGGGAGAAGGAUGGAGCGCGUGUUCAAAUGAGGCUAUCUUACAAUCCGGCUGCUCAGUUUUUACUUUUUCUUGUACAAUGGACUGAUUGCCAUCUUGCCGGUACCCUCGGUUUGCUCAGAGUUCUUAUUUACAUGACAUAUGCGGAUGGGAAAACCACAAUGUCGGUUUAUGAGAGAAAAACCAGUAUUAAAGAUUUCUAUGCUGUGAUAUUUCCGUCGCUUUUACAACUAGAAAGGGGUAUCACAGACCUGGAUGACCGCAAACAGAAAGAGGGCUGCAAAAUACGGUACAGAAAUAAAGAUGAGACUGAAAAGGUCAAACUCUCGGAGAUUGACAUCGAGAGAGAAGAAGAAUGCGGGAUUUGUAUGGAGAUGAACAACAUGGUGGUUCUACCCAAUUGUACACAUUCGUUAUGCAUCAAGUGUUACCGUGAUUGGCAUGGGAGGUCAGAAUCAUGCCCUUUUUGCCGAGACAGUCUUAAAAGAGUAAACUCAGGAGACUUAUGGAUGUUAAUGGAGAAAUCAGAUACGGUCAAUAUGUAUACAAUUGAGCGGGAGAAUAAGAAGAGGUUGUUUCUGUACAUAGAGAAACUACCUCUAGUGGUUCCAGAUCAAGUGUUUGCGUCUUCUCCUUACGAUUGCCAUGUCAAGUAAAUAAGAAGAAGAAGAGCUUUGGCAAAAGCCGAAACCGGGUCUGGUAAACUUUUAUCUGAAUGUAUGUAUAUAAUGUUUUAGAGUAGUAGUAAGUAAUAUAGUGUAAACAUUUCUGGGGGAAGUCCAUUUCUACUUGCUUUUCUUUUUAUCUGCAUUUGGCUUUUGGUUCCCAAAAACUCUUAUAUCUAUUGUACAUUCAUGUCUGAAUUUAAAACCUCUUCUUCAAGAAGUGGCUUUUUUUU